Molecule: messenger RNA, 3423 nt
Organism: Monopterus albus (swamp eel)
Lineage: Eukaryota; Metazoa; Chordata; Actinopteri; Synbranchiformes; Synbranchidae
Gene: mybl2a
Product: v-myb avian myeloblastosis viral oncogene homolog-like 2a
Exons: 13
Coding region: 415-3060 (881 amino acids)
Biological process (GO): regulation of DNA-templated transcription
Cellular component (GO): nucleus
Molecular function (GO): DNA-binding transcription factor activity, RNA polymerase II-specific; RNA polymerase II cis-regulatory region sequence-specific DNA binding; protein dimerization activity
Source: RefSeq, a predicted model, not a curated record
UCAGAAGGCAAACCACUGAAUCUACUUGGGUAACCGUCAAUCACGCUGCUCGUUUCCGGGGACUGUGUGUUACUGUGCAAUCAUUGUGUUCUUGAACAGACCUCAUUUCCAAUCCCGGGAAAAUUUCUACUGGUACAACGCCACAAGUCCCUUAAUUGCUUCCUAAUUUGAAGAACUAGCACACAUUUCAUUAAACGCAUGUUUCUCGGUCUUUGAUAUAUUCCUUAACCGACCUUUUGUUUUACCUAACGUUAUACUAAUCCGGUUAGCCGCCUCAGUCUGCACCUCUGAGGCAGACAGAAGAGGAGGGAUGUCACGCGGUUAAAAGCCGUUGUCCUGUUGUGCCAUGUUAGGGAGCUGGAAAAGCUGGACCCGGCUGUAUUCCAGACGCAGUUACGCAAUCUGAAGUUUAGCAUGGAAGAAGAGGGGGAAAGAAAUCUGUGCACUGACAGUGACUCGGACACAGCAGAGAAGAAGAAUGGCACCAAUUGUACAAUCAAAUGGACUCAGGAAGAGGAUGAAAAUCUCAGAAUCCUGAUCAACAACUUUGGGAAAAAAGAUUGGAAAACCAUCGCCAGUUUUUUACCUGGGCGGACAGAAUUCCAUUGUAGGCAUCGUUGGAAAAAGCACCUGGAUCCGGGUUUAGUCAAAGGUUACUGGUCCAAAGAGGAAGAUGAAAAGAUAAUAGAGCUGGUGAACAAAUACGGCACAAAACAGUGGACUUUGAUUGCCAGGCACUUAAAGGGGCGGCUGGGGAAACAGUGCCGUGACCGCUGGCACAACCACCUUGACCCACUGGUGAAAAAGAGCUCCUGGACUGAUGAAGAAGACAUCAUCAUUUACAAAGCCCACUCCAUUCUGGGAAACCGGUGGGCUGAGAUCGCCAGGCUUCUCCCUGGAAGGACAGACAACUCUGUGAAGAAUCACUGGAACUGCACCAUCAAACGUAAAGCUGAGCUGGGCCUGUUUAAAAGUGAAGCUGACAGUAUUUCCCUUGAUAUUCAACAGUUUGUAGAUGAAGAGGUGGACUUCAAGUGUGAUGUCGUUUUAGACACUGAACCGGUGCUGCCUGAGGUGAUUCAGCCAGAGAAAGAGAAGAAACAGAUGGAGCAUCAUAAUGCCAAGCAGAAUGUGGUUGUUCCACCUCCACAUUCUUUGGCACCAAGGAGACGGUUACCCUCUCUCAGUCCCUCUUUGCCCCCCAGAUUGAGUUCUAGUCCCAGUUCCAGCUCAGCUGCACCAUCAGCAGUCACACUGGUGGACCAGAAAAAGUUUGCCGAAGCAGCACUGAGGAUGAUUGCUGAAGACAUGCUGCCACUCAGUUUUGUUGAAGGCGCCGGCUUCAGGUCAUUCAUGAGUACCAUUAGCCCUGAAUACCACAAGCUAUCCCAGCGUGCCAUGGGCCUGCAGCUUUAUGGCGAUGUGGAGAGAACCAUCAAGCCUCAACUCAUCCGUGACCUUAAAGCCAGCCUUUCCAAAACCAAAGAUGGUGAGCGUGCCAUUCACGUCACCUUUGACCUCUGGGCAGGCAAUCAGUCCCAGUCACUGGAAGAGCCCAUUGUCGUUGUGCAGCUCCACUUUAUCAGUGAUUCCUGGCAGAUCCGCCGGCCUGUUGUGGCUUUCCGUCACCUCAGUUACAAGAACCUCAGCUGUGCUGUUGCUAAGGAGCUUGAAGGUGUGCUGCUGAGCUAUGGCAUCUUUCCUUGCAGCAUCGGCUAUGUUCUCGCCAACCAGGCCAAAGAAGCCCUGGCUGAGAACAGUGUUUUCUGCGAGUACAAGAUCAUGUGCCCUUCCAGCCGGGGAGAACCAGAUGGAGAUGAGAUAGUGGCAUUUUUGUCUGACCAGAUGUCAGAAACCGAGUCCCCGUUUUCAGCACUAAACAUUGGGACCAGGACCACCUGUGUGGCCAGAACACUGCAGCUGGUGAUCAAGGAGGCCCUGAAGAAUUCCAGGGUAGUGGAAAACCUGCUCUCACAGGUGCACAACGUGGUGGCUUUCUUCAGGAGCAGCACCUACUGGAGCGAGGUUUUGUUAAAGGAGUGCAACGUGUCUCUGUGCCCGUCCUCCAGCAGCUGUCGCUGGAACUCCAUGAUGCUCUCGUUACGCCGUAUGGUGCAGGAGACUGCCUGGAGUGCCGUCAUGACUGUCCUGGCCCAGGCUCGCAUAGAGGCUAAUGACACAGCCAGCGACCCACCUCUGAUCAUGGUCAAGAGGGAGCAAGUGGUUGACAUCCUGGGUCUCCUUGAGCCCUUUGAAGAAGCCUUGCAGGGCCUCCAAGGAAAUGGUGUGACCAUCUCUUUCAUUAUACCUUCCCUUGUUGGUCUUGAUAAGACCUUGGAGAAUCGUGUCACAAACUACACACAUUUCAACAAGGCCCUGCGCGCAGGCCUGCACACACAUUUCCAGUCUAUGAUCCACCAGAAGGACUUGAUACUAGCUGUUGUGCUCGACCCCAGGUUCAAACUGAAGCCCUUUUCUGAUGCCAAACUGGAGAACCAGGCAGGUUUCCUAACGCCUCCAUCAAAACAGCAGGCUCAUAUCAUUGUGGAAGCCGCAUUAGGAACCAUGGAGGCCUCAGCAUCUCCCUGUGUGGAAGCAAAUAAAAACCAGACAAGCAAGGAGUUUAAAAACGAAAUGGAGAGCCAAGCCAACACACUAGUGGAGGCAUCUGGUGCCAGCUCAGAUGAAAUCAACUGUGACGGAGUCGAUGGAAACGUCCUCAAGCGCAAAUCGAGCACCAGCAUCCUUCAGCCUCCUGCAAAGGCCAUGAAGAUGUCAGAGCUUGACGCAUACCUGUCAGAACCAUUGUGGGAGAGUGGCUCCAGUGUGUUGUACUGGAAAUUUGCUGAUCGGUUUCCUGAGCUCCAGAACAUUGCCAGGAAACUGCUGGCAGUACCAGCCACCUCAGGGGGCUUCGACCGCCUCUGUCCGAUGGCAGCAUGUGUUGUAAGAGCCAAGAGGAGCCGCCUGCCACCUCACACCACAGAGAGACUACUUCUAUACAAAAACUCUUUAAAAACAAAGACUGUUAAAAAGCCCAGUGGUGUUGCUAAACACUGAUGGUUGGGUCUGAUGAUUCUGGCCUAUAUCCAAAGAAUCUCCAUAAUUGUCACAAUGUAUUAAACAAACUCAACACCCUUAACUUACUAUAAAUUGUGCUUACUCACUCAAGUGACACCAUCCCAUUCGAUAAAAUUUCUUCAGACAUGAUAGCACCAUUUUAACAUUGCAAUGGCACACAACAGUAUCAAAACAGAAUUAAUGGAUCUUGCAAAGUGGCAGCCGGUGUCCUACCAUCAAAGCUCACAUCAUACAUUUUGUGACUGAUGGAAGUGUUCAGAGGGAAAGGCAGCUUCUCUUUGGUCUUCAAACAAAGUAACUGGAUGCAUUUCCAAGAAACACAAUAAAGAAUUCUAAAAAUGU